Messenger RNA from Gavia stellata (red-throated loon), 2874 nucleotides. RefSeq names its product elastin microfibril interfacer 1 (gene EMILIN1). The transcript has 9 exons. The coding region runs from base 1 to 2874 and encodes 957 amino acids. Gene Ontology annotation, molecular function: extracellular matrix constituent conferring elasticity; protein binding. Lineage: Eukaryota; Metazoa; Chordata; Aves; Gaviiformes; Gaviidae. The record is from RefSeq and is a predicted model, not a curated record.
AUGGCCCCCUGGCUCUGGCCGUGCCUCCUGGCCACCCAGGCCCUGGCUGCCAACUUCCCCCCCAGGUACAGCCUCUACACCGGGGGGGCUGCCGCGCUCAGCCCCAUCCAGGCCACGGCCCCGCAGGGCUCCGCCGCAGCCCACAGCGGUGCCCGGGCCGCCAGCCGGCACAGGAACUGGUGUGCCUACGUGGUGACGCGCAGCGUGAGCUGUGUAGUGGAGGACGGCGUCGAGAGCUUCGUGAAGCCGGAUUACCAGCCCUGCGGCUGGGGGCAGCUCCAGUGCCCCCGCGUCCUGGCGUACCGCAGCUUCCUGCGGCCCCGCUACAAGGUGGCCCAGAGGACGGUGUCGGAGCUGGCCUGGCGCUGCUGCCAGGGCUACUCGGGCGAGGACUGCACCGAGGGGCCGGCGCCGGCAUCCCCCCUGCCCACCGGCCGCCCCCGGCCCCGGCCCGGCCGCCCCACGCUCUCCGGCUUCGGCAACCCCCUCAGCGGCCUGGGAGGCGAAGGUGGCGGGGAUGCGGAGAAGGUGCGGCGGCUGGAGGAGCAGGUGCGGCGGCUGAGCGAGCAGGUGGAGGAGCUGCGGGCCGGGCAGGAGCCGAUGGCGGAGCACCCGCGCCGGGCGGCGGACGGUGGCCCCGAGGGCGAGCAGCCGGCCGAUGCGGCCGCCCCUGCUGAGGUGCGGGAGGCGCUGAGCCACGUCCAGCGGCGGCUGGAGGAGCUGGAGAGCCGCCUGCGCCAUCAGGAGAGCAGCCGGGAGGGCCCGCCGGCGGCGGUGGGCCCAGGGGCAGCCACGGCGCUGCGCGAGCUGGAGCAACGGCUGCAGGAGACCUGCGCCGCCUGCGCGGCUGGCACCGAGGGGCUGCGACGGCAGGCAGCGGAGGACCGGGAGCGCAUGCGGGCGCUGGAGAAGCUGGUGGGCUCAGUGGACCAGCGCAACCGGGAUGCGGUGGAGACGGUGCAGCGGCACAUCAGCAGCCUGAGCAGCCGCCUGGCCCCCGCCGCCGCCCCGCCGGACGAGCUGCACCGGCGCCUGGCCGAGCUGGAGCGGCGCCUGGAGGGGCUGCCCACGGCCGUGGUGGGGCCGGGCGGGCAGGGGCCGGUGCUGGCCCGGCGGCUGGCGGAGCUGGAGGGACGGCUGAACGCCUCGCGGGCCGGCCCGUGGCCCCCCGAGCCCGAGGGGCGGCAGAGCGGGCUGCCGGGACGCCUGGCCAACCUGAGCCGGGCGGUGGAGGGGCUGGCAGCCAGCGGGGCACAGCGCAGCGCCCGCCUGACUGAGCUGGAGGGGCUGCUGGCCCGCUGCGGCCGGCCCUGCCCGGCCCCCCCCGAGCCAACGGCCGGCAGCCGGGACGGGCAGGACGGGCAGCUUGGCCCCCUCCUCCGGCAGCUGGAGCGGCGGCUGCAGGACACCGAGGGGCAGCUCCGGGCCCUGGGGGCCGGCGGGGACGGGCUGGCCGGGACCCUGCGGGGGCUGCGGGCAGAGGGGGGGGAGCGGGGGGGGGCCCUGGCAGAGGAGCUGGCGCAGCUCCGCAACCGGACGGGGCGGCUGGAGGCCGAGCUGGGGGGGCCGAGCGGCGGCCCCUGCCCCCCGUCCUGCGCCCCGCUGACGUCCCAGGAGCUGGAGCGGCUGCGGGCCGAGGUGGACGUCUGCACCGCCGCCUGCCGCCCACCCCAGCCCGGCCCCACGGAGCCGGAGCCGGAGCUGGAGCCGGAGCCGCCGCUGGAGGGGUUCAGCGUCUUCGGGGGCACCUCGCCCUCGGAGCUGCGGGGGCUGCGGGGCGAGCUGGCGGCGGCACUGCUCUCACUCGGCGGGCUGAACGCCACGGUGCAGGGGCUGCAGGAUGCCCUGGACCAGCAGGACGCCCGGCAGCGCCAGCUGGGCGCCAUCACCGACCGCAUCGUGACCGAGCUGGACCAGGCGGCGGCGGCGGCGGCGGCACGGCAGGCCGAGAGCGAGGAGCGGCUGGAGGGGCUGGUGCGGGAGCUGGCGCGGGCCGGGGGCUGCCCGGCCGGCCUGGAGCCACGUCUGGCCAAGCUGGAGGGCGUCUGCGAGCAGCUGGAGGCCGUGGCAGGCGGGCUGCGGGGCGUCCGCGAGGGGCUCGGCCGGCACGUGGCGGGGCUGUGGGGCGCGGUGCGGGAGCUGAACGGCACAGCCCGCACCCAGGCCGCGCUGCUGGAGAAGGCGCUGCAGGCCCAGCUCCCGCACCGGCUCGGCGCCCUCAACGCCAGCCUGCAGCACCUGCGCGGGGAGCUGCUCCGCCUGACCCAGAGGGACCUCACCGGCCCCCCAGGACCCCCUGGACCCGCCGGCCCUGUGGGUGAGAUGGGCCCCCCCGGGCCCACUGGGCCCCCCGGCAAGGAUGGAGAACAAGGCCCCAUGGGCCCCCCCGGGCUGCCAGGAGAGAGAGGCGAGGUGGGGGAGCCGGGCUCCGUGCCCCGCAUCGCCUUCUCGGCCGCCCUGAGCACCCAGCGCACGGAGCCGGGCACCGUCCCCUUCGACCAGGUCCUGCUCAACGACGGCGGCGCCUACGACCCCGAGACGGGCACCUUCACGGCACCGGUGAGCGGGCGGUACCUGGUGAGCGCGGUGCUGACGGGGCACAAGGGGGAGAAGCUGGAGGCCGUGCUGUCGCGCUCCAACCAGGGCAUCGCCCGCCUGGACUCGGCCGGUUUCCAGCCCGAGGGGCUGGAGAAGGAGCCGGUGGCGGCCCUGCAGCCCAGCCCCGGGGCGCUCGGCGUCUUCAGCCUCCUGCUGCCGCUGGCGGCCGGCGAGACGCUCUGCGUGGACCUGGUCUCGGGGCGCCUGGCCCACGCGCCCGACGAGCCCCUCACCGUCUUCAGCGGGGCCCUGCUCUACGACGCCGAGGAGCCCUAG